AUGAGUGUUCCCUAUGCGGAUGAACUAGCAAAAUGUAUUGAUUCAGAGGCCUCAUCAGUUACAAUCACACACAAUCUAGAUUUAUUUUCACCCAAUUCCUCACAACUGCAUUUGACAGAUGAGGAGGAUGAAAAUACAGUAGUCCAACCGAAAUGUAAUCAAACUGUAAUAUUGGUCCCGGUUAAUAAUACUGAUUCACCAGUUACAGUGUCUUCACAGUCUAUAACUUUAGUCGGUGAUAAAGUACCGAAAGUACCGUGCUUCCUCUGCAGUAUUAAACACUAA
Molecule: messenger RNA, 285 nt
Organism: Didymodactylos carnosus
Lineage: Eukaryota; Metazoa; Rotifera; Eurotatoria; Philodinida; Philodinidae
Source: the annotation of a GenBank genome assembly